This is a messenger RNA of Bipolaris victoriae FI3, 1872 nucleotides long. RefSeq lists its product as hypothetical. The transcript has 3 exons. The record is from RefSeq and is a predicted model, not a curated record. Bases 1 to 1872 code for a protein of 623 amino acids. Lineage: Eukaryota; Fungi; Ascomycota; Dothideomycetes; Pleosporales; Pleosporaceae.
AUGUCUGGUUUGGAAAUAACUGGCCUAGCAGUUGGCGUUUUGCCUAUCCUUUUGGAAGUCAUCAAGUCCUACUCAAUAAUAUGUGACAAGAUACGCACAUUCCGCCGCUGCACUCUGGAGCUUGGGGAUAUUUUUAUGGAAUUCAAAGCCAUAAGGGUAGUUUUCCUAAACGAAGUACGGUUAUUACUAGGUUCGAUUCAGAACAAAAAGCAAACAAGGCUUGAUCUUGAAGACUACAGUAACCAAAGGUGGGUAAACAAAGAGACCGAAGACCAAUUGAGGGCAGUACUUCAAGACAACUACGACGUUUGUGAGGAUAUCAUCCAAUACAUCAGUCGAAUUCUUGAGAAGAUGGCAUCAGAACUAGAAAAUUUUGAUCCGUUUUUGAGCCAGAAGUUACCGACUGAGUCUCUCAAAAAAGUUUACAAACGUUUCAGCAAAACGCUGAAAUUUACUUUUAACAAGUCGAGAUACGAAAAAUGUCUUACCAGCCUACGAGAUCGAAACAGUGAGCUAAUUUCACUUCGGUCGCAAGUUGUUGCUAUCGAGCAACAAGAAGUUCCUUCAGGUGUCUGUAUCCAACAUGUCCCAUUGCCUGGUCGAUUCAAGACCAUUCAAACCGUUUCUCGAAAGCUUCACGAGUCUCUUUGUGGGGUUUGGCGUUGCGAUCAGCCCACGCACUGCGGACAUGACGCUAAACUAUGUCUUGAUGCCGAUGUAAAACAUGAUGUAACCUUGGACCUUGCUAUAUCUUGUCGCGAAUCCAGCUGUGUAGAUCGUUCUAGCUCACUACCAGAAUCUACAAUCUGGCUAUUCGUACAAUCGACAAGUACAUACGCAGACACACUACCAAACACACCCAAGGUCCAAGAGAGUCUUGAUAUGUGCUCCGAAUUGGCUCUAGAACUACUCAAUCCUGUCGUCUCGAGUUCUUCCAAGAGUUUGAAGAAGAAGGCAUCUUGUGAUCUUUCGAAAGACUCGGCUCCAAAGAAAAAGGCUAAGCGUGUACAAUUUCACGUAUCUACACCACCACUUCCAACAAAAGUACCCAACGCAGAUGUCCCUGGUACGCUAUUUACGUUCGGAGUUGAUCUCUGCAAGAUGAAGAGUAUUUGUGACUACCUGCGAGAGUGUUAUGAGGCACGACUGCUAAAGUCGGCAAAGGAAUGUAUUGGCUAUUUGGAGAGCGCGCAGAUGUACAAGCAUCUUUUCUACCUCAAGGAGAGAACGGCGAAGCCACAACUGAAUAACUCGACAACUUCUACCAUAUCUACAAUCCAGGACGCGCUCAGACAGGAGGUGUACGAUGCUUUACAACCAGAGGAUUGCUUGAAACUAGCACGUAAACUGGCCGUUGCAACUUUACAGUACAACGACACCCCCUGGCUCCCUGAGCGAUGGCGCCUAGGUGAUCUCAGCUAUCUUGGAUCAAGAUCUUCGUUCAGCGUCGAAGCUAUCAAGACUUUACACUUCAACUCACAGAUAUCGCGGCCCGCUACCAUAGCAGAUGGUCAAAUGGAGGGUCUACAGCAAGGCACCGGAACAAUUUCAGAACAAACACGUUACGGUAUUAACAACACGACGCUCUUUUUCCUAGGCGUUGCAAUGCUCGAGAUCGCCUACUGGACGCCGAUUGAGGAAAAGAUGACGAACAUGGAUGAGAACAAUCCAGUUUUCGCUGCUCGUAGACUUGUUCUAGAUCGAGCAGCCCCGUUGGGUCCAGAGUAUCAGCGAAUCGCACAAAAGUGUCUCGAGUGUAACUUUGGGUUCGGAAACAAGCUGAGCAACAAGGGCUUGCAGUCUGCAGUAUAUAACGACGUGGUAUGUCAGCUAGAUGGGAUGAUUGAACGGCUUGAGAAACUGAGUGUGUGA